AGCUAAACGGAGCUGUCUCGCGUGGACAGACACCAUCCGUUGAACAUUGCGUGUGGACGGAAAAAAAAAUUCGAUUGCGUUUGCGUUAAUCCUAUGCGUUUAGCCGUAUGCGUCCUCGUGGGGCCGGGGCCUUAAUGAACUCUGUGUCUUCCCUCCAGGCCAGGAACGUUUCAUAUCCAUGAACAGGGUCUAUUAUAAGGGUGCGCUGGGCUGUGUGGUGAUGUUUGACGUCACCAGCUCAGCCAGCUUCCUCAGCUGUCGCCAUUGGAAACGGGACCUUGACAACAAGGCCAUGCUUCCCAACGGAGAAUCCAUCCCCUGCAUCCUGCUGGCCAACAAGUGUGACCUCCCUCAGCGGGUCGUGCCCCCAGACAGCAUCGACAGGUUCAGUAAGGCCAACGGCUUCAUUACCUGGAUGGAGAUUUCGGUCAAAGAGAACAAGAACGUUGGUGAAGCUAUGAGGAGAUUGGUGCAGGACAUUUUGUCUGUGGAAUCCAGUCUUGAUUCACUACAACCCAAACCUCAAGAAAUCGUUAAUCCUCAACUGGACUCGUUGUUCGACGGAGGAGCAGGAUGCUGCUGAAACACAAUCAAAAGGACAAGUAAACAGCCAGGACCCAAUCAUAUACUCAAGUUGUUUCAGGGGCCACUGAACAAUGCACUUAACUGAGAGAGCUGUCUGCAGAUAACAGUGGAAUCACCAGGAGAUGUCGAUGUAAGUGGGUUAUAUUUAUGCUGAGCAGAUCUUCAGUGUCCAUGUGUGAGCUGGCAGGGAUCUAAGAGGACACUUUAAGUGGGAUGAGGAAACAACACACGUGUUUCUCAUUUUGGACAAUGUACGAUUAAAAAACGAGUGUGAAAGCAACAACACUGGUUUAACUGUCAAAAAGACUCAAUAAGGAUUCGUCAACUUUUUUUCUAAACCAAUUAAAACCUGUUUCAGGAUCUAAAAAGAAGAAAUAUCAGUAGCCUACAGUAAAGUACACAAAGACAGGCCAUGGCUCUGAGCCCUGCACAUGACUGUUUUCUUAACUCUCUUCCCGCGGCAGAGAAUUUGACGUAAACAUGCACAACUGAAUUUAUAAUUAAAAUAUUUGUAAUGUUUUCCCCCCUAUGAUUUUAGUGAUGUUUAUGUUUUGGUAUAACAGUGUUUAGUGGGUUUUGUUAUACCAAAAAACACACAAAAUAAUAAUCUGUGAGAAAUUGAUAAAAUAAUUGAGCCACCACAGAAGCAAAAUUAUAUAUAGAGAGUGAAAAAUGAUUUGAUUAUUCAUCCAGUGAUUCUUAUUGACAAAGUGUAUUGGGAUCUUCCUUGGCCCUUGCAUGAAUUUUGUUGUUAUCCUUUUAGACAAACACGUAAUCCUUUUUAUUUUGAGUACAUUCUGGCAAUUAUUUCUCCAGAAAACACAGUGUGCACUGUUGGGUCAGGAGAAGGAGGAUGUUGUGAAGAGAAACAGACGGAGCAGAUGGAAAGUGUGUAUGCAGUCGUUAAAAAGUGUGAGAAGAACGAGGCGUAGAGCGUGCUCAGUGCAGCCGGUAGGUCUCCGCCUCCAACAGGCUGAGACACAUGCGGUGUGUACAUGUGUGAGUGCAUGUGCAUGCGUGUACACUGUUUGGGGGUCAGGUUAAUUCUGUGAAGCUACGGUUGUGUUUGUGUGCAUAAUUAAGAUCAAGGCACAUGAGUGUCAAAUGCCCACACACAUGCUGUCAACAUUCCUCCUCUCAAUUGUCGCCGUGCCUUCGACUGCUGAGAUUUGUGGGUAAAUUCCCACUGUUUUAAGUAUUUUCGAGGAAAAUAUUAUAACGAGUAUGUGCGCUUUAAAUAAUAACAAUAAUCUCCAAAGCAAUGUUAGACCCACAAAGUUUUUGUUUAAAUUGUAUUCUCAAUGGACACAGUGUUGUGUGAGGUUUGUCUGGUUAACAGUGUGUUGUCUUAAAACAUGUACAACAAGCUUUAUUGAAAAUAGUAAGGAUAAAAUGUAGGUUGUGAAAAAUGUAACCUUUGCUCAGUGUCCAUAGAGAAAAUAAAUGAGACUUCAUAAUUGUACUGUUUUGAUACUGGACACUAAGGAGAGUUUAAUACAUUUAAAAGUGGCCAUAGCAGCAUACAGGUCAAACUAAGGUAAGAUUGUGGCGACAGAUGGCAUUUUGUCUUUGAAAGAAACAAUUCCUGUUGGAGCAUAAUGUACAUUUAUUACAGCCUGUUUGAUAUAUAAAUGAUUAAGUAAAGAUGGUAUUUUGACCAGCAUGAUGCUAGAGGAAAGGUCAGGU
This is a messenger RNA of Notothenia coriiceps (black rockcod), 2271 nucleotides long. Its product is annotated as ras-related protein Rab-7L1-like. The record is from RefSeq and is a predicted model, not a curated record. Gene Ontology annotation, cellular component: phagocytic vesicle; late endosome; lysosome. Gene Ontology annotation, biological process: phagosome-lysosome fusion; endosome to lysosome transport. The transcript is spliced from 3 exons. Lineage: Eukaryota; Metazoa; Chordata; Actinopteri; Perciformes; Nototheniidae. Gene Ontology annotation, molecular function: GTPase activity; GTP binding. The coding region runs from base 179 to 583 and encodes 134 amino acids.